This is a messenger RNA of Clunio marinus, 1741 nucleotides long. Lineage: Eukaryota; Metazoa; Arthropoda; Insecta; Diptera; Chironomidae. The record is from the annotation of a GenBank genome assembly.
AAACUCAUGAUCACUUUUGUCGCAAAUUGUCAUCGUGAGCAAAUGUGUUGUCAUUACAAUAUCCAAAACUGAUUCAAGUGAAUUCAUGUAAAUAAUUAACCACAACAUAAUGCUUAAGCACAUCAAUCAGUGUCUUCGUGAUUGCUUUAAAGUUAAUCUUCUCGUCACCUUACUUUGGACAGGGGCGAUUCUCUUUACUUUCACUCAGAAUGUUGAUGCUACAAGCAAUUUAGUAAAACGAAGUCUUAAAGAAACAACAGUUCAAUGUUUAGACGAUGGAAGAUUUUAUAGAAAUCCCGAGAGAGACUUGAAGAAGAUGUGGUCAAAUUACGAAUGUUCAAAAUAUUAUCUUUGUCUUGAUGGUGAAGUGUUUGAAUUUAAAUGCAGUGUUGGGCUGUUGUUCGAUGUGACACGACAAAUCUGUGACUUCAAAGCAAAUGUUGAUAAUUGUGAUUUAACAGCAGAAACGAAAGUUCCAAAACCUUUGCUACACAAUGCGACAUGUGCAAAUGCUGCUCAACUUGGAUGUGCAGAUGGAGUUUGUCUUCCACAUGAAUACUUCUGUGAUGGAUCGAUUGAUUGUGCAGAUGGAAGUGAUGAAGGGUAUUGCGAUCCUAACAACGAUCCCAAUGCUGCUGAAGGUUGUGAUAAAUCACUUUGCCAGUUGCCUGAAUGCUUCUGCUCUAAAGAUGCAACCAUCAUUCCUGGUGGGUUGAAUCCGAUCGAUACACCACAAAUGAUCAUCAUCACGUUUGACGAUGCUGUAAAUGCUGAAAAUUGGCAACUUUACAAUGAUAAAUUAUUCACUUCUGAACGAAAAAAUCCAAAUGGUUGUCCAAUCAAGGGCACUUUCUUUGUCUCCCAUCAAUACACCGACUACCAGAAAGUUCAACAGCUGUGGCAAGAUGGACAUGAGAUUGCAAUUCACAGCAUCACUCAUAGAGGUCCUGAAGAUUGGUGGAAGAUAAAUGCAACGAUUGAAGAUUAUUUUGACGAGUUUGUUGGACAAGCCAACAUCAUUAAUAAGUUUGCGAACGUUCGAAUGGAUGAAAUUGAAGGUCUACGCACACCGUUUUUGAAAGUUGGUUGGAAUCGUCAAUUUCUAAUGAUGAAAGAAUUUGGUUUCGCUUAUGAUUCAUCAAUUGUUGCGCCCGCAUUUUUGAAUCCACCUUUGUGGCCUUACACUUUGGAUUACAAAAUACCUCAUGAAUGUGUUGGGAACAAUCAUUGUCCAUCAAGAAGCUAUCCGGGACUAUGGGAAAUGGUUUUAAAUCAAAUGGAAGCAGAUGAGGUCACAUGCGUUUAUCUUGAUCAAUGUCCAUCUAAUUUUAAUGGUGAUGACAUUUUUCAUAUGUUCAUGCACAACUUCAAACGCCAUUAUAAUACAAAUCGAGCUCCACUUGGUCUUUAUUUUCAUGCUACAUGGUUUAAGCGACAAGAAUAUUUGGAAGCAUUCUUAAAAUUUUCAGAUUAUCUACUUAAAUUAAACGAUGUUUAUUUCGUUACAAAUCACCAAGCAAUUGCGUGGAUGCAGCAACCAACAAUUAGUAGUCAGCUUUUGAACUUCCAGCCAUGGGGAUGCAAGCCUAGGCAAUUUGAAAUGCAUGAAGUGACUUGCACUUAUCCAAAUAGUUGCAAACUUCAUUCACGUGUCUUGCAGCAAGAUCGUUAUUUAAAAACAUGCAACGAAUGUCCGACAGAAUAUCCAUGGAUAAGAAAUGAAUUCGGACUAAGCCGAUAA